This is a messenger RNA of Bufo bufo (common toad), 4438 nucleotides long. It is a transcript of the gene TTC17, whose product is annotated as tetratricopeptide repeat domain 17. Lineage: Eukaryota; Metazoa; Chordata; Amphibia; Anura; Bufonidae. Bases 6 to 3605 code for a protein of 1199 amino acids. The transcript is spliced from 25 exons. Gene Ontology annotation, molecular function: protein binding. The record is from RefSeq and is a predicted model, not a curated record. Gene Ontology annotation, biological process: actin filament polymerization; cilium organization. Gene Ontology annotation, cellular component: actin cytoskeleton; cytoplasm.
AAGUGAUGUCAGCAGGAAAGAUGGCGGAGAACAGAUUCGGGCCGCAAUGUCCCCCAGAGACUGGAGCGCAGGCGGGUGUAGUGCGGGUCCCUCAAGGCUGGGCCUGUCUGCUCGUGCUUUUCUCUCUGCUCUGGACAGUGGGGCCCUCGGGGGCCACAACACACUGGGUGGUGACUGAGGACGGCAAAAUCCAGCAACAGGUGGAUUCGCCCAUGAACUUGAAGCACCCUCACGACUUAGUGAUCCUCAUGAGACAGGAGACCACCGUUGGCUACCUGAAGGAUUUGGAGAAACACCUUGUAGCUCAGAAAAUUCACAUCGAGGAGAAUGAAGAUCGGGACACGGGGCUGGAACAGAGACACUACAAAGAUGAUCCCGACUGUGUCCUGGCCAAAGUGCCCCUGGGUGACAUGGACUUGUAUGAUGGGACGUACAUGCCACUGGAGGACAAGAAUAUUAGCCCAGAAGAUUACGUGGAUUUACAUAGCCCCAUACCUCCAGACCUGAAGCAGCCCGACUGCACCAGCAUCAUAGCGCUUCCUUUCAGCAUUCAUGCUUUUCAGCACCUUCGGGGAGUUCAGGAAAGGAAGAACCUCUCCGCUCCGCUGCUACCUAAAGAAGAUCCUAUAUACAGCUCACUGUCCCACAAGAUGGGGAAGAAUGUGGACGCCAUCGGUCAUACAAUACACGAGGCCCUUGUGAAGAAUACAACUUCCUGGGUCUUGUAUAACAUGGCGUCAUUGUAUUGGAGAAUAAAGAAUGAGCCUUUCCACGUGGUCGAAUGCGCCAUGAGAGCGUUGCACUUUUCUUCAAGGCACAACAAAGAUAUUGCACUUCUGAACAUUGCGAAUGUCCUGCACCGAGCCCAUUUCUCGGCUGAUGCUGCUAUCCUGGUUCAUGCUGCGCUCGAUGUGUCUCCGGGGCUGGAUGUGUCUACUGACUCCUUGGUCAGCCAUUACACCCUGGGGAAUAUAUAUGCGAUGUUGGGGGAGUAUAAUCACUCCGUAUUGUGCUAUGACCGAGUCCUGGAAACGCGUCCUUUCUUCUAUGAGGCUGACAAACGGAAGAAGGCCGUCUUGUGCCAGCAAAAGCUGGAGCAGAAGUUGGAGGCACAGCACAGGUCGCUCCAGAGGACUCUGAAUGAGUUGAAGGAAUAUCAGAAGCAGCACGACCAUUACCUGAGACAGCAGGAGGUUCUGGAGAAGCAUAAGCUGAUCCAGGAGGAGCAGAUCCUCAGGAACAUCAUCCACGAGACACAAAUGGCCAAGGAGGCUCAGCUAGGAAAUCAUCAGAUUUGUCAAAUCAGCAGCCGUAAGCACGUUCUGCACUGCCCGUGGGACUUGCCAGUACGUUACUACCGAGGAGAUAUCUUUGAAAACGUGGAGCAUGUGUUGUUUGGUGAUGACACUUCCUCAGCACCGAUGACCUCUGUCACUUUAGACCUCCAGGCAAAUCAGAGUAUUCUGCUGCAUCGCCCCCCGGUCUCACGUUCUGCAAUAAAAGUUUGGGGUUUGGACGCAGCCGCGUUUCAUCAAGAAACAGACCAUCUAUGGCCCAAGAAGGCAGACUGUGCCAAAACGUUCCCAGCUGUGCCUCCACCUGAAGAGCUUCCAAAAUACCACCUACCUCCCGGGCAGCCUGGUCUCAGUGUCAGCCCAGCUGUCUUGAAGCAGAUAGAUGCAGGAAGCGAUCAGCUCACUCCAGAUUGCACGUCCGUUCCGGAAAUGGGCAAAAACGAGACUCUGCAGAGGCUGCUAAUGGAGGUGGAAGGGCGGCUGGACCUGCAGCAGCUGAAACCAGACAGACAUGCACAGCAGGCCCUGCAGUCUCUCAUCAAAAACCUCAGCGUAUCUGAAGAUGAACUGAAGCUUUCUUUAUAUCACUCUCUUGCUCAGCCAGCGGGGCCUGUGUGGUCCGUCCUGAACGAGGCCGCUCUGUACUGGCGAGCCGUAGGAAACUGUACACAAGCCAUCGCCUGCCUGCGCAGGGCACUGAACCUGGCUCCAGCUCAACACCAACAUAUUCCACUGGUGAACCUGGCCAACUUACUAAUGCACCACGGGCUUCACCUGGACGCCAGCAAAUUAUUGGUACAAGCAAGGUCCUUAGAUCGCUCUGAGCCUCUGACGUUGCUGAGCCUGGGCAACGCGUACCUGGCGCUCAAGAACCUGUCUGCCGCUCUACGAGUCUUCCGUGAUGCUCUGGAUCUGAACAGAGGAUGCCCAGAGUGCACAGACAGCCUGCAAAUGAUCCGGUGCCUGCAGCUGUACCCGCUCCUGUACAAUGCCACCUCCUCCGCGUGCAGCGGACACUGCCACCCUCAAGAUAGAGCGCAGACCGUGCAGAAAUACCUCCAUAGUUAUACACAAGAAGCUGACAAAUCGGCCCUGGACCAGACGGCAGACUCGAGAGCCGGCUCCGCGUUGCAUCUAGAAAAUGUCGUAAUUUCUGAAACCAACAACACAGAGGAGCCGACGCCCGACGCGCCGAUGUCCGAAGAGAUGUUGGCUCUCGUGGACGAGUUUGAAAACUCAUGGCCCCUGGAAGCUUUCGAGGGUGCCCUGGAGCUGAAAGGUCGCCGUAUGGACCUCCAGGGCAUUAGAGUCCUGAAGAAAGGGGCUCAAGAUGGUCAAUCGGGGUCCUGCUUUGGAGACUGUGAUGACGACGAGGAGGCUGAAUGGAUUACUUUCCAGGUAAAACGCGUAAAGAAGCCAAAGGCGGGCGGCCCUAAUGCUGCAGACCUCCCAGAGGCACUUGGAGAAGACGUCAUCGAUGCGGAUAAUGAGGACUUACAAGCUGCACUUGAAAUCAGCGGGCCAAAAAUACCUUCCCCCGAUCCUGAAGGCAGGAGACCCGAUUACCGUAGUCUUGGGUGGCCAAGUCCUGAUGAGUGCCUAAAACUGCGGCGUGUUGAACUGUCUACUGUGGCCAGUACCUGGUUGGCAGUGUCGGCUAAAAAUAUAGAUAUCACAGAACAUGUGGAUUUUGCCACCCAGCUGCAGGAACCUGGCGUAGAGCCGCUCUGCAAUGCCAACCUGCCGCCCAGCAUGCACACGCUGGAUCACCUGUAUGGGGUAGCAAACAGAGCUUCCAUACACUACACGGGAGAGAGCCAGCUGAAGGAGGUUUUACAGAACCUCGGCAAGGACAAGUACCCCCCACAGUCUCUGGAGCUGGUGGGCACCAGAAUAAUGAAGGUGCUGGAGAAGAAUCAGACAUCGUGGGUCUUAUCCAGCAUGGCUGCUUUAUACUGGAGAGUCAAGGGCCAAGGGAAGAAAGCCGUAGACUGCUUACGUCAGGCCCUUCACUAUGCACCACAUCACAUGAAGGACGUACCACUUAUCAGCUUAGCCAACAUCUUCCACAAUGCCAAGUUAUGGAACGACGCCAUCAUUGUGGCCACCAUGGCGGUGGAAAUAGCGCCUCACUUUGUGGUCAAUCAUUUCACGCUGGCGAAUGUAUAUGUAGCAAUGGAGGAGUACGAGAAGGCGAUGAGGUGGUACGAGUCCACGCUGGAGCUCCAACCAGAAUUUGCCCCUGCCAAGGAUAGAAUCCGUGCCAUUCAGUGUCACCUACUAAUGAAGAAGGGAAGACGCAGCCCCUAAUCCCCCCCACCCCCACCCUCCUCCUCCUCCUGUAAUCAGUUUUUUUUUCAAAAUGGUUAUAAUGAUAAGUUUUACUUCACGGGCCGAUAGAGAAGGGUUUAGAGGGAUCUCCUCUGGGAUGCUGUAAGGGGAGGGGGCAGAUUAUUGCGUCCUGAGCUGGGCUCCUCCAUCAUGACCGUCAGCAAGAAGAAAUCAUGGACCUUCUUCUUCUUUUUUUUUUUUUUAUUAUCUUAAUUUUGUUUUUAAUUUUUUUUUUUUAAUCCGUUGCCUUAAAUUGCAUCGCUUCAAAGUGAUAUCUUGUUGAAUUAUACCUUUAUCCAGGGAUCAGGCCACCAGUUAGUACUGCACUUUAAUUAAAGGGGCUUGGCAGGAUUGAAAUUUUUCUUCUUUUCUUUUCGUUUAAAGUUUCUUUCCGUGAAAAAAAAAAAGAAAUCCAGCAGAAAGGAUGAUCCGACGAUCACCCUGCGCUCCUGUGUGCAUCUGUCAUGUAGGAGCAUAUGGCAUCAGAGCGCAGGGUCGGCGAGGUCACAUGAUCAUGUGGACACGCCACGUCGCUCAGUCACGUGGCGAUCCUGUAAGACCCUUGAAAUCAUUAGAAAUGUAGCAUUUACUCAAGCCGGCCAGGUAUGAUACGUGUGACUAUAGGCCUCAGACAUUUGCCAUGAUUUCGUCCUAAUUCCUCCUCCUUCCUGGAUGCAUAUAUUUUACCUCCCCUCCUUCCUUCUCCAGAGCAUAGACUUCACAGGGUCAAUAGGUUUUGUAAAAUAGCCUUAGGCCUCAUGCACACAACCGUAUGAAUUUUGCGGUCCGCAAAAAACGGAUCCGCAGAAAAU